This is a messenger RNA of Coregonus clupeaformis (lake whitefish), 4227 nucleotides long. RefSeq names its product platelet-derived growth factor receptor beta-like. The record is from RefSeq and is a predicted model, not a curated record. Gene Ontology annotation, molecular function: platelet-derived growth factor beta-receptor activity; ATP binding; platelet-derived growth factor binding. The transcript has 23 exons. NCBI's taxonomy places the organism in Eukaryota, Metazoa, Chordata, Actinopteri, Salmoniformes, Salmonidae. Gene Ontology annotation, biological process: angiogenesis; cell surface receptor protein tyrosine kinase signaling pathway; positive regulation of smooth muscle cell migration. Gene Ontology annotation, cellular component: signaling receptor complex.
UAUAGCCUCAAAGAACAGCAGGAGCCCUUCUCUCAGCACUCGAUCGGAAAACAGAAGAAUAUUGACUUUCAAGGUGAUAACAGACUUCUGCCAAUAGAUAAGCUUUUGCUUUUUUUGUCCUCUUUUUGUUAGAAUGGACACAGCAAGUCUAGCCAGAACGCCGUCCUAUUCAAGGACGAGGAGAAACUGUUGACCCUAAUGGCUUCAAGAGGAUUGGAUUGUUGGGUAUUGCGGGAGUUUUUAUGAAUGCAUAGGAGCUUACUUCCCGUACACUCUCCUAAGGCACACUCCUGACUGAAGGUUUCUACCUAUAUCUCACUGCAGAUUGAAGGAGCUCACUCAACAUCAACAUUAAGGACUUCUCUCCAACUCAGAUAGGAUACAGGAGCACAGAUAGCUAUCCUACUGGUCAACAGACAAGACAGGGUGUUGAAAAAGGUGGUCAGGCACUCUCCCAAGAGUGUAUCAUCAAUUUAGCUGACACUAUGGAGGUGAGCUUGGCAAAGGCUCUAUCUUUGGUGGCCAUCUUUGCAGUGCUCCUGCAGUUUUGUCCAGAGAGCCUCAGUUUGGAGCUCAGCCCCAGCGAGAAGGAGGUCACACUGAGCACCAACUCCUCCUUCACAGUGGUCUGUUCUGGUUGGAGCAAGGUGACCUGGAAGUCUGCCCAUGACCCCAGCCUGGAGGGAGUGUCUGUGGAGAACAGGGGAACCACCAGUGUGCUGGUCCUCCACAACGUCACCUGGAGACACUCUGGGAACUACGUCUGUGAGGAGUCCUCGACAGAGGAGACCAAGGACAUUUCAGUGUUUGUACCGGACCCGGAGGAAUGGUUUGUUCCCCUGGGGCCAGGAGUAGUAAUGAAGGAGGGAGAGGAAGGUACCAUUCCCUGCGUGGUGUCUGACCCCGGCGUUAACAUGACCCUGUAUGAGCGGGCCAGCCAGGCCCCUGUGGAAGGAACAUAUCAUCCCAGUAAAGGGUUCACCGCCGUCCUGAAAGACAGCUCCUACAUCUGCCGAGGUGCCAUGAACGGAGAGGAGAAGGCAUCCCAGGUGUAUUAUGUCCACAGCACUGUGGUACCCAAGUCCAUGAACACCUUUAUGACUCUCUCAAAGACGGUGCUGAAACAAGGCGAGGCCUUGAUGGUUAAUUGUACUGUAGAAAAAGUAGCGAUAGUUUACUUCAGAUGGGAGUUUCCUCGUAAAGAGAUAAUUGAGCCAUUGACAGACUUUCUAUCUGGGAACCGGGAGCUCAGAAUCCGCUCCUUCUUGAACAUCUCCAGUGCUACUCUGGAGGACUCUGGCCAGUACAUCUGCCGGGUACAGGACACCAUGUCAGGACAGUCAGCCAUGGUUCAUCUCACUGGCACUGUUCUGGAACGGGGCUUUGUGGACUUGGAACCUUCCGUCAGCACCAAUGUUUCAGCGAUGCAGUACGAGAGCAUUGAGCUCACAGUGCAGAUCGAAGCGUAUCCCAAACCUCAGGUGCUAUGGACCAGAGACAACACCACCCUCGCUGGGGACACGGUAUCCAUAGACACCAAACAGGUGCAUAAGACCAGUUACCUCAGUACUCUGUCCUUGGUAAGGGUCAGGAUGGAACAGAUGGGUCUCUACACCGUCCAGGUGGCCAAUGAAGAUGACGUCAAAGAGAUAACCUUUAACCUGCAGGUCAAGGCUCCCUCGAAGAUAAUAGAUCUGUCUGACCAGCACAUGGUCCAGGGCCACGGUGUGCUCUGUGUCACAGAGGGGGUCCCCACGCCCACCAUUCACUGGUACAGCUGUGAAGGCAUGGGAACAUGCAGCAGUAAGACCACAGCAUGGAAGCCUCUUCUGGCUGAUCCAGACAACGUCAGCAUCCAGGUGAACGUGAGCUACAUUGAGACCUCAGGAGUCUACCAGGUCCACAGCCUGUUGACCUUUCAGACCAUGGAGAGUGUUAUGUCAGUACGCUGUGAGGCCCGCAACGACAGAGGUCGCAGGGCCUGGGAUAUCAAACUCGUCUCCAACUCUCUGUUCUCCCAGGUGGCUGUGCUGGCUGCAGUGUUAGCCCUGGUGGUCAUUACCGUCAUCUUCCUCAUCAUCCUCAUCGCCCUCUGGAGAAAGAAGCCCCGCUAUGAGAUUCGAUGGAAGGUGAUGGAGUCAGUGAGCUCAGACGGCCAUGAGUGCACCUACAUCGACCCUAUGCACCUGCCCUAUGACUGUGAGUGGGAGGUGCCCCGAGACAGCCUGGUCCUGGGUCACACUCUAGGACCUGGAGCGUUCGGGAGGGUCAUGGAGGCCACAGUAUAUGGACUUGGUCACACCCAGUCCACCCCCAAAGUGGCUGUGAAGAUGCUCAAGUCCACAGCGAGAAGCAGUGAGACUCAGGCUCUGAUAUCUGAGCUGAGAAUAAUGAGUCACCUUGGGCCCCAUGUGAACAUCGUCAACCUACUGGGGGCCUGUACCAAACGAGGACCUAUUUACCUAAUAACUGAGUACUGUCGCUAUGGCAACUUGGCUGACUACCUCCACCACAACAAGCACACCUUCCUGCAGUCCUACGCAGAUAGAAACCACAGGGAUGCUGACAUGUGCAGCAACAGCACAGAGAGUGCAGUCCAAAUCCCGUUUGGCAGAGAGAGCGAUGGGGGUUACAUGGACAUGACCAAGGAGGAUUCUUUAAAUGUUGUCCCCAUGCAAGAGCUGAGCGAUAACAUCAAGUAUGCAGACAUUGAGCCGUCAGUCUAUGAGACAACCUACCAUCAGGACAGCAACCAAGGACAAGGUAAGCAGACGUGGCGACGUCUAUCAAUGACUCCCUCUGUUCUGAGCUACACCGAUCUAGUGGGGUUCAGUUACCAGGUGGCUAAGGGCAUGGACUUCCUGUCAUCCAAGAACUGUGUUCACCAUGACCUGGCUGCCAGAAACGUUCUCAUCUGUUAGGGAAAGCUGGUUAAGAUCUGUGACUUUGGCCUGGCCCGUGACCUCAUGAAUGACUCCAACUACAUAGACAAAGGCAGUACAUUCCUGCCACUGAAGUGGAUGGCUCCAGAGAGUAUCUUCCAGAACAUCUACACAACCUUGAGCGAUGUUUGGUCUUUUGGCAUUCUGCUUUGGGAGAUCUUUACUCUGGGAGGAACACCCUAUCCUGAUAUUCCCAUGAAUCAACAGUUUUACACUGCAUUGAAGACAGGCUAUAGGAUGGCCAAACCCGCUCAUGCUACAGACGAGAUCUAUGAUGUCAUGUGCAAGUGUUGGGAUGAGAAAUUGGAGAAGAGGCCACAGUUCUCCUCUCUGGUUCAUUCGAUGGGAAACCUGCUGUCUAAGGCUUAUAGAAAGAAAUACACCCAGGUGAAUGAGAGCUUUCUGAAGAGCGACCACCCAGCUAUAGUCAAGACCAAACCUAGACCAGCAGGGAACAUGGCUGUGUCUCCAGAGGACGUCUCCUUGGUCUCCCCGGGGGAUCUAGCAGGGCAGGAGACAGGGGAGACCUGGGAGGAGGCUGGCCCCUCCCAGACUGAAUACAUCAUCGACGUCCCAGAUAUCCAUGUAGCCAUAGAGGCAGAAGCAGGAGGUGGUGAGGUGCUGGACACCGCCACACAGAGUACAUCAAGCCCUCCUACCACGACUGACCAGAAUGAUACUGAUACAGCCUCCCUAGAGCCAGAAACCUCCCUAGAAGAGCCAGUAGCCAGCACAGAGGAAGAGGUAUCUGCCCCAACACAAGAAGACGAGCUCCCCCAGUCUCCAUGCACCCCUGAAGUGGAGGAGAGUUUCCUGUAGCCUCAUUAGGGAGCUGAUGUUAAAGGUGUCUACUGUACAGGACAAUGUAUAUUAGUUAAACACUCUAAACACAUUAUCUUACUAUUUUUCUCAUUAUUAUUUGUGUAUAUUGGUGAUAUAUAUCUUUGAGGUACUCUUUCCCUUUUAAUUUUAUGAUUUACAAAAAACAGCGUCAGCAGUUUGACGAAUGCCAAUGGAUAUGGUCAUAUUAUAUACAAUUUGUAUCUAAUUGAAGUUGCCAAACUGUAAAGAUAAGUAUAUUUGAAGAGAGAAUACAUAAUUUAUUUAGAAUGUACAGAUGUAGGAUCUUAAUUUGAUCACCCUGUUGCAGGAUAACUUGUAGUGUAUUUGAGGUUUAAAAGGGCUUCUGACAUUUUUUAUUUCCACUUCGAAAUUUCAGACUUGAUUUUCCCAUACAAAAAAUUUAUCAACCCUUACAAAAAUGUCCAUUAAUUAUAAUCCACAU